AGUGUAGUGAAGACGCUCUGUGGAGAAGCGCACCCUUCCGCCCCUACUGUGCCGGGUUGCUACGUUACAUGCUUUGGUAGUCCCAGCCAGUUCCACGUCUCGCGGGCCCUUGCGAACUUCGUGGAUUUACCUUUCGCGCCUGCAAGUACCUGACAGUCGAUUUAGGCAUUCUAGUCAUGAUUCUGCCUUCAUAGAAAUUGCAGAACUUGGACUUUGCAAAUUCCCAGAAGUAGGAAGAAAAAUGGCCUCAUUCAAGGAGGAACUGACCUUCAAGGAUGUGGCUGUGGUCUUCACUGAGGAGGAGCUGGGUCUGCUGGACCCUAUUCAGAGGAAGCUGUACCAAGAUGUGAUGCUGGAGAACUUCCAGAACCUGCUCUCAGUAGGACAUCACCCUUUCAAACAUGAUGUAUUCUACUUAGAAAAGGAAAAAAGGCGUGGUAUGGUGAAGACAGCAAUCCAAAGAAAAGAGAAAUCAGCAGACAAGAUCCAAAGUGAGAUGGAGACUAUUCCAGAAGUAGGACUACAUGAAGAGCUUUCCUACAGGCAAAUAUGGCAACAAAGCGCAAGUGAUUUAAGCAGGUGUCAAGACUUUGUGAUAAAUAUUUCUCAGUUUCCCGGACAAGCUGAUUUGUCUUGCCAGCUUUGGGCAGAACUACCUAUAAGUCACACAGGACACAAACUUUACCCAUGUCAUGAUUGUAAAAAAUCUUUCAUUGAUGUCUCCAGCUUUGAUCUUCAUCAACAGUUACAUUCAAGAGAAAAGUCUCACACAUGUGAUGAGUGUGAAAAAAGCUUCUGUUAUAUCCCAGCUCUUCAUCUUCAUCAGAGAGUUCACGUGGGAGAGAAACGUUGUAAGUGUGAUGUGUGUGGUAAAGAAUUCAGUCACAGCUCAUAUCUGCAAACUCAUCAUAGAGUCCACCCUGUAGAGAAACCAUUCAAAUGUAUGGAAUGUGGGAAAGGCUUCAGCCGUAGAUCAACACUUACUGUGCAUUGCAGACUACACACAGGAGAGAAAACUUAUAGUUGUGAGAAAUGUGGUAGGGCCUUCAUACAUGCUUCCCAUCUUCAGGAACAUCAGAGAAUCCAUACAGGGGAGAAGCCAUUUAAAUGUGAUACGUGUGGUAAGAACUUCCGCAGUAGAUCAACACUUAGAACUCACUGCAUGGUCCACACAGGUGAGAAACCUUACAAAUGUGAAGAAUGUGGUAAGUGCUUUAUUCAGCCUUCACAAUUUCAGGCUCAUCGGAGAAUCCACACUGGAGAGAAGCCAUAUGUAUGUAAAAUAUGUGGUAAGGGCUUCAUUUACAAUUCAAAUUUUCAUGCCCAUCAGGGAGUCCACACAGGAAAGAAACCAUACAAAUGUGAUGAGUGUGGGAAGAGGUUCAGAAUGAAAAUCCAAUAUCAAGUACAUCUGGUAAUACACACAGGAGAGAAGCCUUAUAAAUGUGAGGUGUGUGGGAAAGCCUUCCGUCAGAGUUCAUACCUUAAAAUCCAUCAGAAAGCACAUAGUGUGGAGAAACCUUAUAAGUGUGAAGAGUGUGGACAGGGCUUUAAUCAGAGUUCACAACUGCAGAUUCACCAGCUGAUCCAUACUGGUGAGAAACCAUACAAAUGUGAAGAGUGUGGAAAGGGAUUCAGUCGUAGAGCCAAUCUUAAAAUUCAUUGUCGAAUCCACACAGGAGAGAAACCUUAUAAAUGUGAGGUGUGUGGGAAAGCCUUCUGUCAUAGUUCAUAUCUUAAAAUCCAUUUGAAAGCACACAAUGUGGAGAAACGUUAUAAGUGUGAAGAGUGUGGAAAGGGCUUCAGUCAGCGUUCACGACUGCAGAUUCACCAGCUGAUCCAUACUGAUGAGAGACCAUACAAAUGUGAAGAGUGUGGAAAGGGAUUCAGGCGUAGAGCAGAACUUAAAAUUCAUUGUAGAAUCCACUCGGGAGAGAAACCAUAUAGUUGUAAGGAAUGUGGGAAAGCCUUCAUUCAAGCCUCACAUCUUCUGACCCAUCAGAGAGUUCACAGUGGAGAAAAACCAUUCAAAUGUGAGGAGUGUGGGAAGAGCUUUGCUCGGAGUGCACACCUUCAAGCUCAUCAAAAAGUCCACACUGGAGAAAGGCCAUACAAGUGUGAGGAGUGUGGGAAGAGCUUUGGUCGGAGUGCACACCUUCAAGCUCAUCAAAAAGUCCACACUGGAGAAAAGCCAUACAAAUGUGAAGAGUGUGGGAAGGGCUUCAAGUGGAGCCUUAAUCUUGAUAUGCAUCAGAGGGUACACAGAGGAGAUAAACCAUAUACAUGUGGUGAAUGUGGGAAGCACUUCAGUCAGGCCUCAAGUCUUCAGCUUCAUCAGAAUGUGCACACUGGAGAGAAACCAUACAAAUGUGAUGUGUGUAGUAAAGUCUUCAGUUGGUCUUCAAAACUUCAGUAUCACAGGCGAGUUCACACAGGGGAGAAACCUUUCAAAUGUGAGAUAUGUGGUAAGAGUUUCAGAUGGAGAUCAAACCUCGAACGUCAUCACAAAAUUCAUGCUGGUGAUAUAUUUUAUGAGAGUGGUAAGAACAUCAGAGAAUUGGCUCAGCACCUGUAGCAGAGUGGUUAUAGCGCCAGCCACCUGCAGCAAGGCUGGUGUGUUCUAGCCCAGCCUGGGCCAGCUAAACAACAAUGACAACUGCAACAAAAAAAAAUAGCCAGGCGUUGUCAUGGGCGCCUCUAAUCCCAGCUUCUUGGGAGGCUGAGGCAAGAGAAUCGCUUAAGCUCAAGAGUUUGAGGUUGCUAUGAGCUGUGAUGCCAAGGCACUCUACUAAGGGCAACGUAGUGAGACUCUGUCUCAAAUAAAUAAAUAAGAGAAUUGUCACAGGAAAUUAGUUCUACAAAGUGAUUGUUUUUAAAAACUCAUGUACAACCUGAAUUCUUGUAAUCACAUUUAACAGGAGUGGAAAUACUUGUUUUAUGUAAGUCAGCAUUUAAAGCAAUACCUCACUGUAUCCCAGUUAUCCAGAGACCACACAGCUGAGAACUUUUGUAAGUGAUACAAUAAGGACUUCAAUUAGACCUUUGGCAUCUAUCAGAUGUCACUUAGCAGGUAUGACUUAGAAAGGAAGAGUUUGGUUUGGUUUUCAACGAAAGUGUAGUGAUGAGGGCGUCAGAAUGGAUAUCUUCCAGGGGUCUUCAAACUACGGCCCGCGGGCCACAUGAGGCACUGUGAUUGUAUUUGUUCCUGUUUUGUGUUUUUACUUCAAAAUAAGAUAUGUGCAGUGUGCAUAGGAAUUUGUUCAUAGUUUUUUUUUUUAAACUAUAGUCCAGCCCUCUAACAGGCUGAAGGACAGUGAACUGGCCUCCUGUUUAAAAAGUUUGAGGACCCCUGUUUAAAAAGUAAGCUCCAUUAGGGAAGGAACUUUGAUGGAGAAUCUAUACAACCUUAACAUUGACAAGUGCUUGAAGGUGUGAUCAGCAUUUGUUAAAUCACUCUAAAGGAGUAAAUGUACAGUAUUGAAUACCGUACAGAGGGUAAUACCUAUACAAUAAAUAUUCAGGAAAACAAACAUUUUUUGAAAUACUGAAUAUUCCAGUGUACAAUACUAGUAUGGUAUUACCCUAUUGGAGUUAACUCUUGUCCUAUCUCUAGCCUGUGCUGCAAGUUGGGCGCUUAUUGUUUGGGGCCCUGUCUAGUUUUCCAGGGGUUGUAUACAGUAUAAAUUGAACCAUCCUUUGUGAUUUUUCUGGCAAUGCAUACUGAAUAAGUUUUAUUAACCUUACAAUAACAGAUUACUGAAUAUAUACAAUUGACUUUUUUUUUUUUUUUUAGAAACAGAGUCUCACUUUAUCAAUGCUGUGGCAUCACAGCUCACAGCAACCUCUAGCUCUUGGGCUCAGGUGAUUUUCUUGCCUCAGCCUCCCAAGUAGCUGGAACUACAGGCGCCCGCCACAACACCCAGCUAUUUUUUUGUUGCAGUUUGGCUGGGGCCGGAUUUGCACCCACCACCCUCCAUAUAUGAGACCAGCACUCUACUCACUGAGCCACAGGCACCGCCCUACCUUUGACUUUUUAUCCUUUAAUGUUACAUCAGUGGCUAACUAUAACACUUUUAAAGUGUUAUAAGUAGUUAAUGAAUGAUAAAAUAAAUUACCUUUAUCAACCUUGAAUAUAUUUGGUUUCUAACGCCUGGCAUUUCUUGAAAUGCUUGCCUUCCUAUUGCGGUACUAUUCUCUUAACAAAACUUCACAAGUAAGGCUGUGUUAUGUUCUUACCCUAUACCCGUGAAGCAAAUAUAUAAAAAAACAACAACGGGCGGUGCCUGUGGCUCAAGGAGUAGGGCGCCGGUCCCAUAUGCCGGAGGUGGCAUACCCAGCCCCGGCCAAAAACCACAGAAAAAAAAAAAAAAACAUAGAAAUUUGUUAAUUUUAUCAGACGUUUUAUUGGGGCAGUUAUUGACAUUUACAUGCUUUUGCCUAUUGGCAGAUGUAAAUUAUGUUUUUGGGAAAGGAGUAUAUAACAGAAUAUAGGUUGUACAUCUCUUUGAUUUGGAAAUUAUAUAAUUGGAAUUUAUCAUUGAGAUUAAAAUGCCAAAAUAUAAGUAACAUAUCAAUGAUGGCACUGAUUACUUAAAAUGGAAGCAUGAUUUUUUUUUAUAGGAAUUUGAGGCUUUUUUUUUUUUCUUUUUGAGACAGAGCUUCAAGCUGUCGCCCUGGGUAGAGUACUGAGGCAUCAGAGCUCACAGCAACCUCCAACUUAUGGGCUCAAGCAGUUCU
This is a messenger RNA of Nycticebus coucang (slow loris), 4737 nucleotides long. Its product is annotated as zinc finger protein 234-like. Gene Ontology annotation, biological process: negative regulation of transcription by RNA polymerase II; regulation of cytokine production; regulation of immune system process. The record is from RefSeq and is a predicted model, not a curated record. The transcript has 5 exons. NCBI's taxonomy places the organism in Eukaryota, Metazoa, Chordata, Mammalia, Primates, Lorisidae. The coding region runs from base 242 to 2575 and encodes 777 amino acids.